CGCAGGCCCGUACGGAGUAUAGAGCUGGAUGCCCUCGUGACGAGACCCCUUCAAGCUUUUAAGCUGAGUAUUCCUUGGAUUCUUUUGGACGGCGGUGGAUCGUGAAAUUUUAGAUGACAAUCUGCACCCCCCACCGCCCCUCCUUCCCUCUCUUCUACAUAUAAGUGAACUUGGUCCUUUCAAUCUUUCUCCCUCCUUCAUACCACUUUUCUCGUACAAUAUUCACCGGAGAGCCAGUGUCCUCCUCUGCUGCGUAUACUAAACCCCGCAUAAACAUCAAUCAGAAUGACUGCUGCAGAAACCAACGGCCACAGCAAUGGCACGAGCCCAGCGCUCGACAUGGUCGUUCUCGGCCUCAACAGCGGUACCUCAAUGGACGGUAUUGACUGUGCCCUCUGCCACUUCAGACAAGAAACUCCCGACUCCCCAAUGCACUUCUCCCUCCUCAAAUACGGCGAAAUCCCUCUUGAGCAAACAAUCAAGAAGCGGGUGAUGAACAUGAUCCUCCACAACACCACUACCCCAGAAGAGCUCUCCGAGGUCAAUGUUAUCCUCGGUGAGACCUUCGCGGCCGCGGUCAAGGAAUUCUCAAAAGAGCACAACGUGCAGCUGUCUGACAUUGACGUCAUUGGCUCCCACGGCCAAACUAUCUGGCUCUGCACAGGAUGUGCUCAGCCUGGGCGUAUGCGGUCGGCCCUGACCAUGGCGGAGGGUGCUUUCCUUGCUUCCCGGACCGGAAUUACCAGUGUCACCGACUUCCGAGUCAGUGACCAAGCAGCAGGACGCCAGGGAGCUCCUCUGAUCGCUUUCUUCGAUGCCCUCGUCCUCCACCACCCUACAAAACUGCGGGCCUGCCAGAACAUCGGUGGUAUCGCAAACGUGUGCUUCAUCCCUCCUGACAACCAGGGUGGUGUUGACGAGUGCUAUGACUUCGACACCGGACCAGGAAACGUGUUCAUCGAUGCCGUCGUCCGAUACUACACGAACGGCGAGCAGGAGUACGACAAGGACGGUGCAAUGGGCAAGCGGGGCAAGGUUGACCAGGAGCUCGUGGACGAGUUCCUGCAGCACGAGUACUUCAAGCUGGACCCACCCAAGACCACCGGCCGCGAGGUCUUCCGCGACACGAUGGCGCACGAGAUGAUUAAGAAGGGUGAGAAGAAGGGACUGAGCCCUGACGACAUCGUGGCGACGGUGACGCGGAUCACGGCGCAGGCGAUCGUGGACCACUACAAGCGAUACGCGCCGUCGCAGGAGAUCGACGAGCUGUUCAUGUGCGGUGGCGGAGCCUACAACCCCAACAUCGCCGAGUACAUCCAGAAGCACUACCCCAACACCAAGAUCAUGAUGCUGGACGAGGCCGGUAUCCCCGCCGGUGCCAAGGAGGCCAUCACCUUCGCCUGGCAGGGUAUGGAGGCGGUCGUCGGUCGCUCUAUCCCCGUGCCCACCCGCGUCGAUACCCGCCAGGAGUACGUCCUGGGCAAGGUCUCGCCCGGCAAGAACUACCGCGAGGUCAUGCGCAAGGGCAUGCUCUUCGGCGGCAGCGCCACUCACCUGGCCCCUGUCCGCGAGCUGGUCAACCACGUCGGCAGCAUCGAUGGCAAGGUCUUCAACAACAAGUGGUAGUUUGAUUAGAUGAUAGAUGUUAAUACCACGUGUGCUCUCUCUCCCUUUCUCUAUCUCGCUCUCGAGAAGAAGAGAGAAAAUCCCUUCUUGUCCGGUCUGGGCUUGGCGAUCCGGGUUAGGGGGUUUGCAUAGAUGAAUGAAUGUAUGUUAAUGUAUUUAGCGAUCAUAUUUAGAGAAUAG
This is a messenger RNA of Amorphotheca resinae ATCC 22711, 1806 nucleotides long. RefSeq lists its product as hypothetical. Gene Ontology annotation, biological process: peptidoglycan turnover; amino sugar metabolic process. The record is from RefSeq and is a predicted model, not a curated record. NCBI's taxonomy places the organism in Eukaryota, Fungi, Ascomycota, Leotiomycetes, Helotiales, Amorphothecaceae. Gene Ontology annotation, molecular function: ATP binding; phosphotransferase activity, alcohol group as acceptor. The coding region runs from base 286 to 1626 and encodes 446 amino acids. The transcript is spliced from 2 exons.